Molecule: messenger RNA, 1837 nt
Organism: Capsella rubella
Lineage: Eukaryota; Viridiplantae; Streptophyta; Magnoliopsida; Brassicales; Brassicaceae
Product: NAC domain-containing protein 82
Exons: 5
Coding region: 455-1636 (393 amino acids)
Biological process (GO): regulation of DNA-templated transcription
Molecular function (GO): DNA binding
Source: RefSeq, a predicted model, not a curated record
ACCCAGUUCCUGGCUUAUCCUUCACGCCAUUCUCUCGCUCGCCUCCCCCUCUUACGCCGAUCGUCCUUUCCACCGUCGAGUUUUUUCUUCUCUCUCUCUCUCUGUCUCUCUCCGGGAUUUACGUACCAGAUGUCUGUUGAUCUCUGCAAGAAGAAUCCAUCUUUUCUUUGGUGUGACUGUGGUUAUAUGAGCAGGGGGAGGUUGUGGUGUUUUCAGAUAAUCCUGUUCAGGCACUGGACUUGACCUGUCUCACCUCUUUUACUUCUCUCUCUCUUUUCUUCUCUCUUCUUCCCUGCUUUUCGGCUUUUUUCUGUCUAGUUUGAUAACAAACCAUUCGCUUGUGUUGGUCCUGUUUACUGCGAACUUGAAGACUAAGUUUUCUCUGCAAAACUCUCACUUUACUGGUGAGGAGUUUACGGAAGAUUGUGCAAAGUUUUCCCCUUUGGAAUCGCCAAUGGGGAAAACUCAGCUGGCUCCUGGAUUUCGAUUCCAUCCGACUGAUGUUGAACUCGUGAGAUAUUACUUGAAGAGGAAAAUACUGGGGAAAAAGCUCAUUGUCGAUGCUAUUGCUGAAGUUGACAUUUACAAGUUUGAGCCCCCUGAUUUACCUGAUAUGUCUUUUAUAAAAGGUGGGGAUCUUAAGUGGCACUUCUUCUGCCCGAGGGAAAAGAAGUAUGCUAGUGGGGUUAGGGCAAACCGUGCAACUGAGUGUGGUUACUGGAAGACCACAGGGAAGGAGAGGCCAGUUCUGUGCAAUUCUGAAGUUGUGGGGAAGAUUAAAACUCUGGUUUAUCACUUUGGUAAGUCCCCUCGUGGGGAGCGGACUGAUUGGGUUAUGCAUGAAUACAGGCUUGAAGACAAGGUACUGACGCAGAUGAAUGUUCCUCAGGAUACUUAUGUGGUGUGCGUUCUGUUUAAAAAAGAUGGACCAGGACCUAGAAAUGGAGCUCAAUAUGGAGCUCCUUUUAGGGAAGAGGACUGGAGUGAUGAAGAAGAACGUACUGAUGUUCCUACCACUAGCAAUCCCACAAUCUUUCAUGAGCCUAGCAAAGAAACCAGUCUGGCUGUGACUGCCGCAGAUGACUCCAAUAAAGAUUGUUUCGGUGGCAUGAUAUCAGAAUCGUGUGUCUCCGAUUUCCUACCAACUACAACUAAUACCACCAGCAAACUUCCAGAUCCAAGUGAUGCAACUAACACUCCUAUGUCUGCUGCACCUCUGGCAGAGACCCUUCAGACCCCCAACAACAACAAUGAUGACUUAUAUGCAAUGUUGGAUCUAUUUGAUGAUGACGAAGAAUUCUUGGGGUUCACCAAUAAUGAGGCAAUACAUGAUCCCGGUGUCUCAGCUCCGGUUUGUUUUGAAGGCAUUUUCAACGGAUUACCAGACUUGGGCAAUAUGUAUAACAACAUGCCAAGGACGUCCUCAUACGACCCAGUUGAAAACUCAGAGUUAUACUUAGAGCUACAAGACCUCACUGCUCCAUUACCUCUGACUGCUCCAUUAAAUCCUCAAACUGGGAAUGACUCGAGAAGCUCCUAUCUGUAUAAUCAAGGCCACUUUGACUUCUCUGCUGCUAGUGAUGAUCCUUAUGGCUUUUCUGCGAACAUGGGACAUGGACCCGACUCUGAAAAAUGAUGAAUCUUCUUCUGCGCUCGGUCUGCUUCACAAAUCAACAGAUGCACAGCAGUGAGAAGAUAAGAAGCAGGACCUUUUCUUUAUAUUAUUUCUGGAAUUUUCUUGUCUUUAAAUUAGUAGACCUCUCUGUCAACAUUCUCUAUUUCUUCCUUGGAUUAAAAUAUUUUCAAAACAUUUUUGCAACUUGUUUCUGUUUUGCUA